CCUCAACGCGGUCACACUAAAAUUGUUUACAAAAUUGCAAGGCAAACAUAAAGUCUGAUAAUUGUAAAUUAAAAUCAGCGUACCAACAUGUUUCUGUCCAUCGCCCCGCCCCUAAUGGACUUCGAGGACGAGCUGCUCUGGAUAAACCAGUCGAAUAGCGACAAGGUGGAGAUCAUCUACGACAAGUCCAACUACGUUACCCCCAACACAAAGCACCUUAUCGAGCAGGCUUUCCUCCAGCCACUCAGCCUGCAGAACCAGCACAUCCUCUUCGACGACCUGCUGAAGCAGAACACGGACAUUGCGCGCCAAUAUGGACUGACCCCGGACAAGCUACCUCUGCUCGUGGAAAAGAAUCCUCUGAUCUCCAUUGAGAUCCUGCUAAGACUGAUGACGACCUCCGACAUAACUGAAUACUUCAACGUGUUGGUCAACAUGGACAUAACACUUCACUCCAUGGAGGUGGUCAACCGAUUAACCACCUCCGGACCUUUGCCCACAGAGUUUAUUCACCUGUACAUCAGCAAUUGCAUCUCGACUUGCGAAACUGUCAAGGACAAGUACAUGCAAUCUCGCCUGGUGCGACUCGUUUGCGUAUUUCUGCAGUCCUUGAUUCGAAACAAGAUUGUGAACGUUAGGGUAUGCUCUACUACCACUUCCUCGACUGUGCUUAGUGACUCUAGUUAUGUUUUCCAGGAACUGUUCAUUGAAAUCGAAGCCUUCUGCGUGGGUUUCAGCAAAAUCAAAGAGGCUGCUGCCUUGUACCGGCUCAUCAAACACUUGGAAACAGGGGAGAGCGCUCUGUCGUCCAACUCCCUAGCAAAGUAGUGGUAGUGUUUAGCAGCUUUUAAGUUUAAAGUCUAGUUUAUAAAUAAAAGCAACAACUCCAGUUGUACAUGUAAAACAAA
Drosophila sechellia is the source of this 908-nucleotide messenger RNA. It is a transcript of the gene Not11, whose product is annotated as CCR4-NOT transcription complex subunit 11. Gene Ontology annotation, cellular component: CCR4-NOT complex. The coding region runs from base 88 to 828 and encodes 246 amino acids. NCBI's taxonomy places the organism in Eukaryota, Metazoa, Arthropoda, Insecta, Diptera, Drosophilidae. The transcript is spliced from 3 exons. The record is from RefSeq and is a predicted model, not a curated record.